AUGUUUGCCCGACAGGAUAGAAAAAACAGAAGUCACAUGGAAGUCCUCCAAUAUGGCCGACCUAAUGCAGGAUUGGUGUCUCCAGAAGAAGCUCAGAAAUACCAGAUGGUGCAUAUUGGUCUUGGGGUGUAUAUCCAUUCAGAUCAGUAUUUUGAAGUGAUUCGCAAGAAGAACGAUGGUCAAGCCAUGGUCCGAAUUUUAAUGAACUUUUUUUUUAGUAAAGAUCAGAUGAAAGGAGGUACAUUGUCUGAGCGAGGAUGUGGCAGAAUGCUUGAUCCUUUACUCACUAAAGCCAUUGUCAUGUGGGUCCAAAAGACCCAAGAGAGUAACUGUUCCCCAGUGACGUUACGACAGGCAAUGUAUAGGAAACUUUCCUAUCACAAAUGGAGAGCUAAGAAAGAGCAUGUGCUUCACUCUUUUUCCUUGAAGAACAAUCCCAUCAGUACAGCCACAGUAAAAGAAGAGACUGAUGAAGACAACUUUGUGGAUCCACCAUCAGUUUCUGCAGCAACUUCACAAAAUGCUGUAUCUGUGGCAGCACUGAACAAUUUCAAUGGCCCUGCUCCGCCAUUAACUAGCAGCCCAGUGACAACCAACCUGCAGACUUCUUCCUUCUUCUCCUCCUUCCUAAUUACUAUUUGUGGUUGCAUCACUCCUACUCUUUCCAAAGUUCUUUCUAACCUGUUACUCUUCACUGCAGGAUUAAAAAAGCCUUCAUAA
Acanthosepion pharaonis is the source of this 720-nucleotide messenger RNA. The record is from the annotation of a GenBank genome assembly. Lineage: Eukaryota; Metazoa; Mollusca; Cephalopoda; Sepiida; Sepiidae.